AUGCUUUUCUAUAUAGUUGAUGCUGAUAAAACAUUAAAUAAUAAUAAAGAAUUAAUUAAAAAUAAUAAUGAAUGGUUACUAUAUUCAAUACCUUCUUCUUCCUCUUCUUUUAAAUUUUCAUUAGAAAAUUUUGUUAAUGGAAGGAGGAAAAAAGAAAUUUCAACAAAUUUAAAUAAAAAAAUAAUUAAAUUAAGAAAAAGAAGAAAAAUAAUAAAUAAUUUAAAAUUAAAAGGAGAAGAAGAAAAUAUUAGUAAAAAAGAAAAUUCUUUUAAUAAUUUACAUACCCGCCAUCGUAAACAUCAAAAUUCAAAUGUAUCAACAAUUAAUUAUGAAAAUAAAAAUAAAAAAUAUAAAAUUACUGAAGAAUAUCCAAUACAUAUUUUAUUUCCUUUACCGACAAAUGAUGGACGUAGAAAUGAAAAUCCUUUUGGAAUUACAAUUUUGAAGGCAAAACCUGUUGUUGAUGAGGCUGUUGAGGAAGUCUACAGAAGACAGUUGGUACCCCAAAAUUCUUUACAUAUUCACUUUGAAGAUUCAAAACUUUCCGAUGCUCAUGGACCUAAUGUAGCAAUUAAUCAGUUGGUUAAUAAUACACUUGAUUGUAUUAUAGGUUAUGCAUUUGUUUAUGCAUUAGCUCCCGUUGCAAGAAUGUCUCCCUAUUGGAGAGAUAAUGAUUCUUAUGGAAUUCCAGUAAUUACCUCUGUUGGAUUAACAUCUAAUUUAGAUAAUCGAAGAGAAUAUCAAUUAAUGACAAGAAUAUCAAGUCCAUAUAAAGUUGUUAAAAAUGCAGUAAUUGCAUUAUUUUCUGUUAUGAAUUGGAAAAGAAGUUCUUAUUUAUUUCAUGAACAAAGACACGAUGCUGCUAAUCCUAGUAUUCCAUAUGGAGAAUGUUAUUUAUUAAUGGCUUCAAUCCAGCCCCAUCUUUAUCGAAUUAAUCGAAUGGAACACAAUUAUUUUAUGUUUAAUGAAUUAAAUUAUAAUCAUCAAAGAAUUAAAGAAAAUCUCCAAAAAGCAAGCAUUAUUAGUAACGGCAAGUUUUUUAAAUUUAAAUAA
This is a messenger RNA of Meloidogyne enterolobii, 1053 nucleotides long. The record is from the annotation of a GenBank genome assembly. Lineage: Eukaryota; Metazoa; Nematoda; Chromadorea; Rhabditida; Meloidogynidae.